AUGCAGAUGCAGCUAUUGAUCCGCCACGAUCCGUCCCUAGAGCCGCAGAAAUGGCGGUACAGACCAUUCGGAGAGAUACCGGGCGAGCUGUGCAUACUGUCCGUCAUGUUUUCCGUGCAGGCGACGCGGCUAUGCCUAGCGCUCCGCGAGGUGGCAGGGCUGCCGCCACUGGACGUGAAGCGAAUCGACGGCGUGCUUAGAGCGGCUGGGAGAUAUGCGCUUAUGGUACACAGCUCCAGCUCCAUGACCGCAACCGUGAUCGCCGACAUCGAGGCGCGUGGGUUGUCGAAGCCAUGGGACCGGCUUGCUAUCGUAGCCAACUGCUGUCAAUACCCAGUGCGGUUGGACGGCGGAGCACUCAGCCGUCGAGGUCGGAGCCCAAGUUUGUCAGUGCUGGCCGUGUGUCUACUCAACGGCGAGAUCCUAGAUAACGGAAACAAUGACAUGGCAUCGGCAGCCGGGCUGACGAUGUCGGAAUUUCUCGGCAGAUUCAUGCUUCGGCGAUUCAAAGCGCCCGAAGACGAAGCGCGGCAAUUGACAUUUAACAAAGGAGUUGGCAGCGGGCGGGAUUGUAACAAGGGGCCACCUGUGGAAACUGGCCCCGUCAUCGAUACCGCAAGGUGGAGGCGGAAGUAA
This is a messenger RNA of Colletotrichum truncatum, 636 nucleotides long. Lineage: Eukaryota; Fungi; Ascomycota; Sordariomycetes; Glomerellales; Glomerellaceae. The record is from RefSeq and is a predicted model, not a curated record.